CGGUGCUCGGAGGAGAAAACUUGUGGGUUAGGCCCCGGAGUUGGUCGUGGUGGUUUUCCUUGUAGUUGGCUGUCUGAGGCCAGGCCUCCAGUGGAAACGGCGUCACCAUGAUGACCGGACGGCCGGGCCGAGUGCCCUUACAGUUUCUGCCGAACGAGGCCCGGAGCCUACCCCCGCCCAAGCUGACCGACCCGCGGCUCGUCUUCUGUGGCUUCUUGGGCUACUGCGCCGGCCUGGUUGAUAACGCGAUCCGCCGCAGGCCGGUGGUGGCGGCGGGUUUGCAUCGCCAGCUUCUAUAUGUUACUUCCUUUUUUUUUGUUGGGUAUUAUCUUUUAAAACGUCAAGACUACAUAUAUGCUGUGAGGGACCAUGAUAUGUUUGGAUAUAUAAAAUCACAUCAGGAGGAUUUUCCUGAAAAAGAUAAGAAAACUUAUGCUGAAAUUCUUGAAGAAUUCCAUCCAGUGCGUUGAAGUCUCCAGAAUGCUCCAGUUUCGCUGAACCUGUUAUUUCUGAAUUCUACAGAACAUGUUUUCAUGAUGUAAAGUUUUCGUUAAUCUGUAUGUUAACACCUUGUAAUUAAAAUGGUCAUUGUGAGUGCUCUGACUUUCUGUCAUAAGAAAAAUAGUUCAUCAGAGGAUGAUCAGUUGUCAUUCACCCAGUUUUAAGAAGACAUCUAACAGAUUUAAAAAUGGAGUUUAGUUGUAGCUUAGAGUUCAGCAAACUACAGCCUACAGGCCAAAUCUGGUCCAUAAAAAAAUUUUUAUUGGAAUAGAGCUAUGCCUGUCUGUUUACAUGUUUUUGUGUGGCUGUCAUGGUAUAACAGCAGAGUUAAGUAGUUGUGACAGAGACCUUAAGGCCUACAAAGCCUAAAAUAUUUAAUAUUUGGCCCUUCAUGGAAAAAGUUUGUCUGCUCUUGUUCUAGUCUGUGCGUAUAAAACGACCUGGAUUAUGAACGGCUUUGUGUGCCAUGCAGAAUAAUCAUGAUUUAUUCUUACAGGUAUUGCAGAGUCAUUAAAGAGUUUUAAAUGGGAAUGACAUAGUCAGAUUUGUAUUUCUGAGCUCUCUUUGCAGCAAUAUAGAGGAUGGUUUGGAAGGAGGAGACUCAAGAUAGCGAGAACAGUUAGGAGUCUGAUACUGCAGAGGAGUCUUAGAUGGAUAAUUCUGGGGAAAGUAGACUCAGUAGCUAACAUCUGCAGUGGAGCUUGGUGUGAAAAAUACUCCACCUGACUGGAAUGAGGUUGCACUUUAUGAUUUACCAAAUCUGAAUGCUUGACCAAAAAUUUUUGUUUCCAGGCUCAGAUUUUAUAAUCAGAUUACAAUUUGUAGAUUAAUAAAAUAGUUUUGUUUCUUUCAUUUGUAUGUGAUUUCAAAUUAGGUGGCAGUAUGAAUCUCAGCAGAUAGUUCCUGGGCAAAAUUAAAUGAGUUCGGUUUCUAUUCUCCUGAAAUACCACUUGUGAAAAAUGAGAUCAUGUCAGAGAAAUCACUUUAGAAAUGAUAAAGCUGUACAAAUACAAGGUAUUAUUUUUUAUUGCUACUGCAGUAUAGGUUUACAGUUCACCUGUGCUUGGCCUCAUCAAUGGUUAGCAGGUACAAGAGGGUAGACUGCUCAUCCCAAGGGACUCUUAGUUCUGGAGAGUAAAAAGCAAGGGCCAGAAAAGAUACAUAGGUGAGAUGGGAGAAGAAAAGUCAGCCUAUAGUAAUGGCUCUUACAUGCCAGGUACUUUUUAUUCAUCGUCUUGUUUAAUUAUCACAACAAUCUUGUGAUGUACGUUAUGAUAUCCUUAUUUUGUAGAUGGGGAAAUGUAGACUUCAGCAGGUUAGGUAACUUGUCCAAGAGGAAGGAGGUGACCUUUGGUCAGAUGUUAACACUUCGCUCUUUCUGCCUUACCAUACCAGACAAGUAGCUUUGGUUGCUCAUGAACCACUGGCCACAACCCCAAGCUGAUAAGAGGAGUGAGGGGAGUCAUGAAUAGCAGCAAGCAUCCUAAAAGUGAGCCAGUAAUUGUAGUCCAUGAAGUGGUGCUCAAAGGGAGGUGGGGAAGCAUCCCAGAGAACCCAGUCGCCUUCACUUCCAGCUGCAGGUUCAGGCCUUUCUGGUCUCAUCAGUGAUCACGAACUGCCCUGUGUCCUUGUCACAGAGUCUGCCUUCUAUCGUGUAAGGUGAUCUGUGGAGUGCAGAUUUUGUAAAAAAGCCAAGUCAGUAUAAAUCCAAACUAAAGUACUGUCACAAGCCUACUGAAGUAGGAAAAAGAAGAAAAAACUUCAAUGCUGGUGUUGCUGCAGGAAAGCUGGCAGUGCUGCAGCACUGGAGAAA
Molecule: messenger RNA, 2314 nt
Organism: Trichechus manatus latirostris (Florida manatee)
Lineage: Eukaryota; Metazoa; Chordata; Mammalia; Sirenia; Trichechidae
Gene: NDUFC2
Product: NADH:ubiquinone oxidoreductase subunit C2
Exons: 3
Coding region: 108-470 (120 amino acids)
Biological process (GO): mitochondrial electron transport, NADH to ubiquinone
Cellular component (GO): mitochondrial inner membrane
Source: RefSeq, a predicted model, not a curated record